Messenger RNA from Triticum turgidum subsp. durum (durum wheat), 1365 nucleotides. The record is from the annotation of a GenBank genome assembly. NCBI's taxonomy places the organism in Eukaryota, Viridiplantae, Streptophyta, Magnoliopsida, Poales, Poaceae.
AUGAAUAACAACAGUCUUAAUGGAAGUAUUCCUGGUAGUUUGGUUAAUUUAACUUCCCUGCAAAGCAUGCUUGAUCUUAGCAUGAACAGUCUCAGUGGACCACUGCCAUCGGAACUUAACAGACUAGAGAUGUUGAUGUCUGCAAAUUUCUCACACAAUCAAUUCAGUGGUGCCAUCCCUGUAUCGAUUGCGAGCAUGCAAAGCCUAUCAAUAUUUGAUCUGUCAUACAACUUCCUAGAAGGAUCUGUUCCAAAAGGGAUCCACAAUGCAUCAGCUGAAUGGUUUCUCCACAACAAAGGUCUUUGUGGAGACCUUGUUGGCAUGGCUCCUUGCAAUUUACCCAAUGCGGAUCAUACACGAGAGCAUCAAAAGAUUGUACUAUCAGUCAUUCUUUCUAUGUUCGCUGCUACUAUUUCAGUAGCAACAUGUAUAAUUUUCAUAUUUAUUUGCCGCACGAAGGUAUCAUCAAAAACUGAUGAUGUGAGCAAAAGGGAUGUAUUCUCUGUAUGGGGCUUUGAUGGUAGAAUAGUAUUUCAGGAUAUUAUCAAUGCAACCGACAAUUUUGAUGAGAAACAUUGUAUUGGAGAGGGGUCGUACGGUAGUGUUUAUAAGGCAGAACUUCAAGAUGGACAAGUGGUUGCAGUAAAGAAACUCUAUGCAGGCGACGAAGAGGCACAUGAUGAAGAAAGAUUCCAGCAUGAGAUUGAAAUGUUAACAAAAAUCCGCCAACGCAGCAUCGUCAAGUUGUAUGGCUAUUGUACUCAUCCACAGUGCAGGUUCCUUCUAUGCGAGUUCAUAGAGAGAGGAAAUGUAGCUUCUAUCUUGAGCAACGAAGAACUAGCAAUCCAGUUCAACUGGGAAAGGAGAAUAGCUCUAAUAAGAGAUGUGGCUCAAGCCAUCACUUACCUCCAUCAUGAUGUUCACCCACCCAUAAUUCACAGGGACAUCACAAGCAGAAACAUCUUACUAGAUGCUGACUACAAAGCAUUUGUCUCGGAUUUUGGUAUUGCAAGAAUGUUAAAGCCCGAUUCAUCGAAUUGGAGCGCACUAGCGGGGACCUAUGGCUACAUUGCACCUGAAUGUUCAUACACUUCUCUAGUCACAGAGAAAUGUGAUGUGUAUAGCUUUGGUGUUGUGGUGCUUGAGGUGUUGAUGGGCAAACAUCCAGGAGACAUGCAAAAUUUUCUUUCUUCACUUGGUGACCAGUUGCAUCUGGAACAAAUUUUGGACAAACAACUUCCACAACCUGAAGCUGAGGAGGCAAAAGACUUGAGACGGUGUAUCUCUGUGGCGUUUGAGUGCCUAACUCCUUCACCCAAAGAAAGGCCAACUAUGCAGAAAGCUUAUCGAGAUCUUUCCAUCUGA